Molecule: messenger RNA, 6919 nt
Organism: Pteropus alecto (black flying fox)
Lineage: Eukaryota; Metazoa; Chordata; Mammalia; Chiroptera; Pteropodidae
Gene: ALDH1L2
Product: aldehyde dehydrogenase 1 family member L2
Exons: 23
Coding region: 143-2767 (874 amino acids)
Biological process (GO): 10-formyltetrahydrofolate catabolic process; one-carbon metabolic process; biosynthetic process
Cellular component (GO): cytoplasm
Molecular function (GO): aldehyde dehydrogenase (NAD+) activity; formyltetrahydrofolate dehydrogenase activity
Source: RefSeq, a predicted model, not a curated record
UGGGUCCGGUCCUGGGACUUGCCUUCAUAGCCAGCAGCGAGCGCGGCCGCCCAGUGCUCGGAGGCUGCAGGCCGCGUCCAGGCUGAGCCUCCCGCUUGCCUCCCGCGCCGCCGCGCCGCCCGCGCGAGCGCUCCUUUCCAGAAUGCUGCGUUGGGGCAGCCAGGCGCUCCGGCGCUUCUCCACCGGCCGGGUUUAUUUCAAAAACAAGCUGAAGUUGGCCCUUAUUGGUCAGAGCGUCUUUGGGCAGGAAGUCUACAGCCACCUCUGCAAAGAGGGCCAUCGAGUUGUGGGCGUGUUCACUGUUCCAGACAAGGAUGGAAAAGCUGACCCACUGGCUUUGGCUGCAGAGAGAGAUGGGACCCCUGUGUUCAAGUUCCCUAGAUGGAGAGUCAAGGGCAAGACCAUAAAGGAGGUGGCAGAGGCUUACAGAUCCGUGAGUGCCGAGCUAAAUGUGCUUCCUUUCUGCACGCAGUUCAUCCCCAUGGAUGUAAUUGACAGCCCAAAGCAUGGGUCCAUCAUUUAUCACCCGUCCAUUCUUCCCAGGCACAGAGGAGCCUCUGCUAUCAACUGGACCCUCAUUAUGGGAGAUAAGAAAGCUGGGUUUUCUGUAUUCUGGGCUGAUGAUGGUUUAGACACGGGACCCAUCCUUCUUCAGAGAUCAUGUGAUGUGGAACCCAAUGACACAGUGGAUACGCUUUAUAAUCGAUUUCUUUUUCCUGAAGGAAUCAAGGCUAUGGUGGAAGCUGUCCAACUCAUCGCCGAUGGAAAAGCUCUUCGGAUUAUGGUCACUUUCUAUGGCUCGUCAUUACUGAAGAGCUCCGUGCCUCCUGGAGAACCACUGGAAAUUAAAGGUGCCAAGACGCCUGGUCUUGUUACCAAAAACGGACUUGUUCUUUUUGGUAACGAUGGAAAAGCACUGAUGGUGAGAAACCUGCAGUUCGAAGAUGGAAAAAUGAUUCCUGCCUCUCAGUACUUUUCAGCAGGCGAGACAUCAGUGUUAGAACUUACAGCCGAAGAGGUGAAGGUGGCAGAGACCAUCAAGGUCAUCUGGGCUGGAAUUUUAAGCAAUGUCCCUGUUAUUGAAGACUCAACAGACUUCUUUAAAUCUGGAGCAAGCUCAAUGGAUGUUGUCAGGCUGGUUGAAGAGAUCAGACAGAAAUGUGGUGGGCUUCAGUUACAGAAUGAAGAUGUCUAUAUGGCCACCAAAUUCGAAGACUUCAUCCAGAAAAUUGUGAGGAAACUGAGAGGAGAAGACCAGGAAGCAGAGCUACUAGUAGCUUACGUUUCAAAGGAAGUCAAUGAAAUGACAGUGAAAAUGCCAUAUCAGUGUUUCAUAAAUGGACAGUUCACGGAUGCUGACGAUGGGAAGACUUAUGACACCAUCAACCCAACAGAUGGUUCUGCAAUAUGCAAAGUAUCCUAUGCGUCUUUGGUGGAUGUUGAUAAAGCAGUAGCAGCAGCGAAAGAUGCCUUUGAAAACGGUGAAUGGGGAAGAAUGAAUGCAAGAGAAAGGGGAAGAUUGAUGUACAGACUUGCAGACCUACUGGAAGAAAACCAAGAAGAACUGGCAACCAUUGAAGCUCUCGAUUCAGGCGCUGUCUAUACUCUGGCUCUGAAGACUCACAUUGGAAUGUCUGUACAGACCUUCAGAUAUUUUGCUGGCUGGUGUGAUAAAAUUCAGGGUUCUACAAUUCCCAUCAACCAAGCCCGUCCAAAUCGCAAUCUGACUUUCACCAAGAAGGAGCCACUUGGUGUCUGUGCCAUUAUUAUUCCCUGGAAUUACCCAUUGAUGAUGCUGGCAUGGAAGAGUGCCGCUUGUUUGGCAGCAGGCAACACCUUAGUGCUCAAGCCAGCACAGGUCACGCCCUUGACUGCCUUGAAAUUUGCAGAGCUCUCUGUUAGAGCAGGCUUUCCAAAAGGGGUAAUCAACAUCAUUCCAGGCUCAGGUGGCGUGGCAGGACAACGCCUUUCUGAACAUCCUGAUAUCCGCAAACUUGGUUUCACUGGUUCCACUCUUAUCGGCAAACAGAUCAUGAAGAGCUGUGCAGUGAGCAACUUGAAAAAAGUUUCCCUUGAACUUGGAGGCAAAUCCCCACUUAUAAUAUUCAAUGACUGUGAACUCGACAAGGCUGUGAGAAUGGGCAUGGGAGCGGUAUUUUUCAACAAAGGAGAGAACUGUAUUGCAGCUGGGCGGUUGUUUGUGGAAGAAUCCAUCCAUGACGAAUUCGUAACAAGAGUGGUAGAAGAAAUUAAAAAGAUGAAAAUUGGUGAUCCACUUGACAGAUCUACUGAUCACGGGCCUCAAAAUCAUAAGGCCCAUCUGGAAAAGCUUCUGCAAUAUUGUGAAACUGGAGUGAAAGAGGGAGCCACCUUGGUGUAUGGGGGAAGACAAGUCCGAAGGCCAGGCUUUUUUAUGGAACCAACUGUCUUCACAGACGUGGAAGACCACAUGUAUCUUGCCAAAGAGGAAUCCUUUGGGCCUAUUAUGGUCAUUUCUAAAUUUCCAAAUGGGGACAUCGAUGGAGUGUUGCAGAGAGCAAAUAAUACAGAGUAUGGUUUGGCCUCGGGGGUUUUUACAAGAGACAUAAACAAAGCUAUGUACGUGAGUGAAAAACUGGAAGCAGGAACUGUUUUUAUUAACACAUACAACAAGACGGAUGUGGCAGCCCCUUUUGGUGGAGUUAAACAAUCUGGCUUUGGCAAAGAUUUAGGUGAGGAAGCACUAAAUGAAUACCUCAAAACCAAGACGGUGACGCUGGAAUACUAGAGCGAUGCCAUCAUCAGGAAUCCCUCGGCAGAGGGCGCUGCUUCUCAAGUCUGGACACACUCAAGAAGCCUGGGUGUGCUGAGGAAGGAUAUAUCAGCCAUGAGCCAAAAAGGACACACAUGGACCAUGAAGACGGUCAGGUCACACGUCUAAGCAUUUACACACAUACCUGAGCAAUACACCUUUUAUACCUUGACUUCCGCUUGUUGGUUUUUGACUACGUUGUAUAUCACACAUAUUUCUAAAAUGCCAAGCUGCUUUUUUCCCCACCAAAACUAAUCUAGUCAUGGCUGUUUCUCUUGAAGCCGUCAAUAUCAUGCAGUUAUAAUGCACAAGGUGCCUUUUGGGGAAACUUUGGAUAAUACGUACAGGUUUUAACCUCUGAACCAUACAUUUGGGUUAAGAUUUUUUUAUAAUUUUUCUGUCAAGGAACAGUAGAUCCUAUAAGGAUCAUGAAGGAAGUUCCUUUUUUUAUAUGUGGAUGUAAGGUCCAUCUUUGUGCCUUUGAUGUUCUAUUUUUCAACCCACUGUGAUGGGUAACCAACCCAUAAACAGUUCUCAAGUACUUAUUAUGGUAUGAGGUAUGAUAUUAUGUCCUGAGGAGUAUACAAAAUUUAUUGUCAUGAUCUCUGGCCCCAAAGAGUUUAAAUUCUAGUCAAUAGCUUUUAAAGUAAAUUUUACAGUAUGAUAUAGUACAACAUAAAUAGCUUUUGGAGGCCGAUCUUGGUUCCUAUCAUACCAUCUUACCAUCUGUGUGACUUUAGGAAACUUAUGCAACUUCUCUGAGCCUCAGCUUCUUUAAAUGUGAAAUGGGGACAGUAAUGCCUCCCUCAGGGGCCCUGUGAUGAAAAUUCAAUGCAAUAACCUAAGUAAAGCACCUUGUACUGUGUUUUGUUCGUGGUAAAUAUUCACAGAAGUUAACUGUUUCUCUGUCACUAUUUAAACAAUAUAUUGACGUAUAUUAACUAGAUGAAUUAAUUCAUUUCCCUGAAACCAUAUUCAGUAGUCGAUUCCUAUACUCUUGUUCUCAUCCAUUGUCCUGACACAGUACCCAACACAGCAGCCCUGAAAAAUGCCAUGCAAUGAAAAAUGAAGGAAAAGGGUUGCUUUCCUUUCUGAGGCUCACUCAUCCUUUAUCCAUCUUGUUUUCCGUUUUCUAUCUACUGGUUUUACUGCUCACUGGCUGUGUGAUAUUAGGCAAGUUAAGUUACUUAACAUCUCAGAGCCUAGGUUUGGAAUCUAUAAAACGGGGAAAAAAUUGCUGUCCCCUCUGCACUCAAGAAAUAGGAAUCAUUACAACCCAUACCGUACUUGCAAAAUUGCCUUUUGUCAGACAAAAAAAAAAAUUAAGUGGGUAAAUUAUCACCAUCCAAGUGUGACUAGGUGAGUUCCUGAAUCACAGUCUCUAGAAGAUGCUCAGAGCAAUUAAUUUCUAUUAUUCCUCCUUUCAAAGUAAAAUUUCUGCUAACAUUCCUAUCUUGUGGGUGUUGAAGAAGCCCUUCCGGCGUAGUUGUUACUUCGAGGACUCAGCAGCUUAUCAGAGGGAUGUAGGAAAUUAAUAUCAAUGAUCGACAACAACAAAAUCAGAGGCAGAAAACAUUCAGGUGAUCCUGGCAUGGUCAAUAGAGUAAAUUUGCCCUGUAGGCAUUUUUUAUUAUGCUGUAGCUCAUUUACCAUCAGAGAUUGGCACAGCUGGAAUUCUCAGUUGGAAUAUUAUCUGGUCCAAACUGACAAAUCAUAUUUGAAUAAAACAACAAUAGUCUUAUUAUAAAGGAACCACUUUUAAAUGUGUUUUAACUGAUUUCAUGUGAUUUGAAAUAUCACUUUACCAAAUAUUUUAAUGACAGAUGAAAUGGCCAGCAAAAACAUACCUUUUCUUAUGGAUUGAUUUUAUCCUCUAAUAUUUCAGUAGUAGUGUGUUUAAUCCUCUUCAGGCCAUAAACCUCUUUUGAAAAUCUGAUAAAAAUAAAAGCUAAUAGAACCCCGCUGUUCUACUUCUACUCCUCAAAUUCAUUGCACACACAUAAUUCUGCAAAUACCUUCAAAGGAUUCACAGACAUCCUGAAGCCACGCUGGGGCAUCAGGUUUAAAACUCCUUUUUCCAUUUCGAGUUCCAGAGUUCUCACCAGCUUCAGUCGUUAUGUCUGACUGUUAAUCAAAAUCAAAGGCUCCAUGGAAUUCAUAAAAGUACCCGUGAAUCUGAGUUGGAACAUAAUGACCUACAGCCUACUAGGUGAUUUAAUUAAUACACUGAGUAAAGUAUUACCGUUCCUUUAGAUCACUGAUUGUUUUGCUAAAGGAUAAAGCUGUGAUCUUUCACCAGAUCGGGAGGUGUCGACACUUUGUGCAGCUACAUUUCUUCUCAUUCCGUUUCCCCAGGCCUUUGCUAAAGCGUCCCCUUUUGCUCAAACACCUCUCCUGGCUUUUCCUACCCUCAACUUGCUUUAAGUGUCUCUCCUCUGCGCCCCCAAUUGUCUGGAACAUAGCACUUAUCACUUGGUUUUGAAAUGAUUUGCCUUCUAAACUAGAUGUGAGCACCGCUCCCCCAUCCUCGGGAUUAGCAUUCCGUCAAUAAUAGUAACAGCUAUCAUUCAUUAAUGACCUGUGUGCUAGACACUAUGCUAAGCAUUUUUAAAAUACUAUCCUAUUUAAUCUUCACAUCUGAAAAAAAAAUGAAUCUAUUGAGGUGACCAUCUUAAAACCUCCAGCACUACCAAGCCAGCACGUCUCGUUAUUACUGAAACCUCCCAACUAGUCUUCUUGAUUCCUCUCUGUGUGGUUAUGUUCGAAGCUUAAGUCAGAUGGUGUCACUCCUCUGCUCAAAACCUUCCAGAGGCCCCUAUGUUGCUUAAAAGAAAGUCCAGUGUACUUACCAUGGCCUGCAGAGUCCUAUCGUUCUUGCUCCUGGCUACCUCAUCUCCUAUCAACUUCCCUCUCUUUCUGUCUUGAUGUUCCUCAAACACACCUCGGGGCCUUUGCACUUACUGCUCCCUCUUCCCACUGGUGUAAUAGUUAACAAAUGGCUCUCUGGGUGUGUGUGUGUUGGGGGGAGGGGAUUGUAGUACUUGCUGAUUUGUGUGUAUAAAUGCUCUUAUCAAGGCUGAUUUCAAUCUAUCAAUUUGACUUCACUAAACAUAGAGUUGGGAAGAGAGGUGCACAAUUGGAAGACGUGCCAGACAGCACCAGCACACCACUGCCUCUUCCCGAAACCCCACACACAUCACCUCCUGGCUGCCUGCCUCAUUUUCAGGUAUCUCCUCAAAUAUCAUCUGUAGAUACAUUCCCUGGCUAUUCAUUCUAAAACAGCACGUUUCUACAUUCAUACUUCAUCUCACCUGUCAUACUUUAUUCUCCUUAUCCUGUAUUAGUUUCACAGCGCUUAUCCCAACCUGGCAUAUAUUUAUCAUCGAUCUCUUCCCAUUAAAAUGUAAGCUUCGUGAACAGGUACUUCUUUUGUUCAAUGCUUUAUCUCCAGUACCUAACAGGUAGGAAGAACUCUAUUUACUUUCAAAUGAAAGAGGUUAAGUCACCUGCCCAAAUCACACAGCUGGUAAGUGGCAGAACAGUUCACUCAAGCGAUGAAGGUGGUGGUCUUGAUCAAGCUGAGAUAGCUUUGAUUGCCAAGGCCUAAAUCACGGCCUGGGUAGUAAAUAGUAGGUACACACUAAAUAUGUGUCAAACUAAAAAAAACUAAGCAGAAUGGCCAUUAUCUGCAAGAGCUUUCGUGGAAGUGGCGAGAGACAGGGUGAGGAACCAACUUUGUUUCCUCCAAAGCAGCCCUCCAAAAUAAUAGCUGUUGAAGGAAAUCUGGGCUAGGAGAUUAUCAGACAUGAGACAUGAUGAGUAGGAUGGAUCAUUAUCAUUACUACUACUUUACAAAUAAUACCCAAGCAAAUUUUUAAAUGAUUAAAUAAUACCUAAUUAUGUAAAAAUAUAUAAAACAGGAAGGUAAGACUCAGCCAUAACUAUCCACACAGAAAUAACCAGGUAUUUGAUAUUAUUCCAGACUUUUUUUUAUAUACUAAUAGCACUCACUUUGUCUUUUAUAUGCAUACUUUUUUACAGAAUACUGUACAUGACUUUGUUACCUGCUUUUUUCAAAUAACAGCCUGUAUCUUUCUAUGUCAAUAAACAUACCUUGCAUAUGUUCAA